Rhipicephalus microplus (southern cattle tick) is the source of this 396-nucleotide messenger RNA. RefSeq lists its product as uncharacterized. The record is from RefSeq and is a predicted model, not a curated record. NCBI's taxonomy places the organism in Eukaryota, Metazoa, Arthropoda, Arachnida, Ixodida, Ixodidae. Gene Ontology annotation, molecular function: RNA binding.
AUGACCCACGACGACCUGGAGCGCGAGUUCGGCAAGUACGGACAGCACAAGGAAGUGCGGAUGGCGCCAAAAUCCCCGGGCUUCGCGUUCGUCGAGUUCGAAAACAUGUCGUACGUAGACGAAGCGAUGCGCGAGAUGAACGGUGCUAUCGUCAAUGGCGUGCUGCUUCGGGUCGAGCGAGCUCGACAAAAGUCGAGUGCCCCAGGAUACGGCUACGACUACGCGUCGACGACAGUGAUGGCCAACCCAUACGCCGCGCCACCAGCCUACACACCAGCUCUGCCGGCGGCUGCGUUCUGGAAGUCGCUCUAUGGGACCACAUACGCGGCACCAGCAUCGGGAUUUGCGGAACGAGCACCGGGAUACACGGCACCUCCACGAGGAAGGUCUCGAUAA